AUGUCGCGACGAAGGCCAAACCUCUCGUUAUCAUGCCCGGAAACUACGUUGCAAGUACUUGAUAUGGGUUUGGACUUUCGCUCUUAUCUCUCGCGAGUGGAUGAUAACGGUUUACCGGUUUUGGGAAAUGUUAUAACGUAUGAUGCCACGAAACUUCCCGACGUAUUUGAACCCACGGUGGGAUUGCUUGUAACAAUUCUACACAUGUAUGCACAAAGUGCAUCCGAAGCUUCUGCUGUCGUUUGGCUUCGAACUUAUGAGGCCAUUCAAAAGAUAUAUCUAGAUCAUGUGGAUCAGGAAAAUCAAGAGGGGAUGAGAUGCGCUAUGGAAGCGCGAUUAACUAUUUUAGGUUCUUUGUCUGAUGGUAUGGUAAUGGAUACUAGCGCUAUUUGCGAGAAAUUACUACUUCUUCUCGACCAGCAAAGUGGUAUUCGUGGACCUCAGGCACCCUCUCAACGUAAAAUUCCACGGGAGCCAAAAGGUGCGUUUUGUAAUCUUCAUUUGGCAGAUCAAAAGUGCUAUCAAGACUUUGCAUGCAACCAACUUCACUUACAUGAGGCUGGACCAGUACGUCAUCGCACAAAUUUUUUUAUGCGCCUCAUAGAGGUUUUGAAAGAAGAAAAAUUACCAAGAUCGCAGAUUCUUCAUCGAGUUAAGGAUUCUAUUUUCUUUGCACGUUAUGGCAAUAAAGUAACAGUACAGUCUCAUGGAAAAUGGAUUCCUUUUUUUAAAACUCUUUUUACGGACGGAAGGCUCGAACAAGCGUUUCGAAUUCAACAAUAUUCAUGUAAUAACAAUACAUGUGCAGAUGAGCACUGUAAAGGAAUACAUACUCAGGAUCGACGGGCAGUUUCCUCGAGCAAGCAGAUGGAUCUUCAUAAUCCACAAAGUUUAGCGGUCCAAAUUGAUGAGGAAGCUGAACGCCUCCUCUUUUUGGUUGAAACGUGUAAAAAUCAGGCAUCAGAGGCCCCUCCUUCUCUAACUCUUACAUCUCCAAUGAAAACAAUUGCUUCUCCAACCUCUGAGUUAUGGAGAAAAACUGUUCGAGAGUAUGUUCGACAAACUGGAAUUCCACAACUUCAAGCUGAUGAAUCGUUACUUAGAACUUUACAAGAUGCUAAUGUUGUAGGAACUCCUGCCGCCUCAACGGAAAGUCUAACGCCGUUAUUGGAUGAACUUGAUUUACACGCGUUUAACUCCGGUUCAUCGCCCAAGAGCGAUUCGUGA
Trypanosoma theileri is the source of this 1227-nucleotide messenger RNA. RefSeq lists its product as uncharacterized. Bases 1 to 1227 code for a protein of 408 amino acids. The record is from RefSeq and is a predicted model, not a curated record. NCBI's taxonomy places the organism in Eukaryota, Euglenozoa, Kinetoplastea, Trypanosomatida, Trypanosomatidae. The transcript has a single exon.